AUGGCAAUGAAUAUGAACACGCGUGAUGUACAAAAUUCACUGAAGGAAGCUCUUUACGAGACAUUAAACGGCAUUUUAUCUCCACACCGUGAUACUCGGCACGCUGCUGAGCAGAGGAUUCAGGCAUUGGAAGUUACCGAUGAAUUCGGAAUUCAUCUAACAGAAUUUGUCGUCGACGUUAAUGGACCUCUCGCUAUUAGGCAGCUAUCAUCGGUUUUGCUGAAGCAGUAUGUCGAGACACAUUGGUGCUCUGUUGCUGAGAAAUUCCGAUCUCCUGAAAUUAAACCUACCACUAAGGAAAAAAUAAAAGAACUACUACCUCUUGGUCUUCAUGAAUCUAUCAGCAAGGUACGAGUAUCAGUUGCAUAUGCAAUAGCCGCAAUAGCUCACUGGGAUUGGCCUGAAAAUUGGCCAGGGCUUUUUGAUAUCCUGGUUAAUUGUUUGAAUGGUGCUCAAAGUGAAUAUGCUGUACAUGGAGCAAUGAGAGUAUUGAGUGAAUUUACUCGUGACUUAUCAGAUGAUAAUCUUCCCAGCGUUGGUCCAAUUAUUCUUCAAGAAAUGUACAGAAUUUUCAUCACUGAAAGUUAUUCAAUUAGAACAAGAGGAAGAGCAGUUGAAAUAUUCACAACAAUAGCAUCAUUAGUUGGCUCAACAGGAAUUUACCACAAGGCUUUUGUUGAGACUUGUUUAAAACCAGUGAUACCAGUGUUUUGUGAAAAAUUUGUCGUUUGUCUGAGAGAACACUCCUCUGACGGGUCUCACACCACGCCUACCUGUGAUAUUGGUCUCAAAACAGAUAUUAUAAAAGCUAUCAACUGUCUAGUUACCAAGUUACCGAAAUUUGUUACGGCGUAUUUACCACAAAUUCUACCUCCGGUCUGGGAAACGCUUACAGAAAGUGCUAAAAUUUAUCAACAAGAAUCCGUAGCUUCGGAGACUUUGUCGAGGAGAAUAACCCGAGUACCUCUAAGUCAUGAUGACAGCGGAGAUGGUGACGAUGAUCACGAUGUCAAGGAGAAUGUUGUUGUAGACUCAGAUGGAGAAAUAAUUAAUUUCAAUAAUUUAAUUAUUGCCACUUUCGACUUUAUCCACAACUUGGUAGAUCACAAAAACUUUGCGAAUUUAAUUAUCAAUUCAGUGCAAGAAGCAAUGUAUUAUUUAAUAAUAUUUAUGCAAAUCACUCAUGAACAAGUUGAGUUGUGGACUGCAAAUCCUAGUCAGUUCGUUGAAGAAGAUGAACAAACCGUAUUUUCCUACAACGUUCGUAUAUCUGCUCAGGAUCUUUUAACGUCGUUAAUAGGUUAUUCAGAAGAUACAUCAAUAAACGCUCUUUGUGAAGUUAUAACAAGACAUAUCGAGGCUGUAAAUAUAAUGCAAGUUUGUAAUAGAAAUAUCCAACAAAACAAUGGUAUCCACAAUAACAGUUCAAUUCAAUCAUUAUCAUCACCCUGGUCUUCAUCGCCUUCUUGGAAAAUAUGUGAAUCUGCUAUUCUAGCUUUGAGUAUCGCAAAAGAGCAAGUUAUUGAACACAUUCAAGAGGGUACUCUGCGUUUUGAUCUUGUGGCAUUUUUGAAUACCAUUAUUUUAGAUGGAAUUCUCAAUGAUCCAACUGCUCAUCCUUAUCUGAUUGGUCGUUGUUUAUGCCUCGGAGGCCGCUACGCAAAUCAAAUACCUCCAGAAAUAAGUGCCCGGUUUUUAGAAGCAGCUGUCGUUGGUCUACCAGCAAAUCAGCCCCUCUGUAUUCGCAUGAGUUCUAUUAAAGCAGUAUAUUGGUUUUGUGAAGCUGCUGUUAAUACGAAUACUCUCAUGACCCGGGAUAUUAUACGCCCACAUUUGUCUGUGAUAUUUGAAGAACUUUUCGGAUUUGUUAAUCAAGCAUCCACUGAAAUACUCACACUUAUUAUGGAGACAUUUUCUAUUUUAAUUGCGGUAGAUAAAGAUUUCACAGCGAGUGUUGAAAGUAAAAUAUGUCCACUUACAAUAGCAGUAUUUCUUAAAUUUCAAAGUGAUCCGGAAAUUUUAUCACUUUGUCAAGAUAUAUUCAAAGAAUUAACUGAAAAUCCACGAUGUAUAGCUCCAUUACAAAAUCGAUUGGUUCCAACUUUAGUUAGUAUGCUUACUGUUAAUCCAGUUGGAAAAAAUAUUGAUGAGGGUACUCGAGGAGAAGCUUUGGAUGUUCUACAAGUCCUUGUUAAAUCUUCACCUCAACCAUUGAACAAUAGUUUAGUCGAAACAGCAUUUCCAGCAGCAUGUCAUUGUAUCCUUAACUCUGAUGACAAUGGAAUACUCCAAAGUGGUGGUGAGCUUAUACGUACAUAUUUAUUGGUUGGGGCAAGACAAAUAAUUGAUCAUCGAGACAGUGAAGGACGUACAGGAUUGCAGUACGUACUGCAAAUAGUUGCUCAAUUACUCAAUCCUCAGUCCAGUGAAUUCACGGCAACAUUUGUAGGUCGUCUGGUUAUAACUCUUAUAAAAAAAGUUGGUAAUAACUUGGGAGAAAAUUUAGAUCUGCUGCUUAAAGCAGUACUAAGUAAAAUGCAACGAGCUGAAACAUUGACAGUUAUGCAGAGUUUGAUAAUGGUUUAUGCGCAUUUGUUAAACGCUGAAUUUGAUGCGGUGCUGAAUUUCUUGUCGACAGUUCCCGGCCCGACAGGAGAAAGUGCUCUGGCAUUCGUUUUAACAGAAUGGGUUCAGAGACAGCAGUUAUUUUUUGGAACUUACGUUAGAAAAGUAACUAUAGUUGCUUUGUCAAAAAUCCUUGAACAUGGUGUUACACGUCCUGAUGAUUUUCGACUUAAUGAAAUUACUGUUAGAGGCGACCAAGUAUUUACAGCUAAUGAUGAUAACAUCAGAACAACCAGAAGUAAAACGCAAUCUCAGCCGUUCCAAUGGACUAUGAUACCAAUUCUUGUUAAGGUAUUCAAAUUAAUAAUUAACGAGUUAUCAUAUAACAUUGAAGCUGAUUACGCUGGAAUUGGUGAAGAAGAUGAUGAGGAUGUGACCCAAGACAUUGAGGAUUCUGAUGAAGAAGAGGACCGACGAGAUGGUACGACUGAUGGCGAAAAUUGCUGGGUAGAUCCAGGUGGUGCACCUCAUUUAAUGAAUAUAAUGGAUGACGAUAAAACACUGGAGGAAGAAACAGAUUCAGAUCUUCUUGAGGAUUCAAUUUACCAUUUGAACCUCAAUAAUUAUUUACGCGAUUUUCUAACAAAUUUUUCACAACACCAUUGUUUUCCAUCUUUGUUUGCAUUUGCGAACGUUCAAUUAAAAUAA
This is a messenger RNA of Cotesia congregata, 3273 nucleotides long. Lineage: Eukaryota; Metazoa; Arthropoda; Insecta; Hymenoptera; Braconidae. The record is from the annotation of a GenBank genome assembly.